Eutrema salsugineum is the source of this 737-nucleotide messenger RNA. RefSeq names its product 60S ribosomal protein L23. Gene Ontology annotation, biological process: translation. Gene Ontology annotation, cellular component: cytosolic large ribosomal subunit; ribosome. Bases 82 to 504 code for a protein of 140 amino acids. The transcript has 4 exons. Gene Ontology annotation, molecular function: large ribosomal subunit rRNA binding; structural constituent of ribosome. Lineage: Eukaryota; Viridiplantae; Streptophyta; Magnoliopsida; Brassicales; Brassicaceae. The record is from RefSeq and is a predicted model, not a curated record.
AAUCACUUCGUCUCCUUCGACACAGCUAAGUUGAAUUAACAUAAUCAGAAACCCUAGAGCUCUCCUUUAGAGCCGGCCAAAAUGUCGAAACGAGGACGUGGAGGUACGUCUGGUAACAAAUUCAGGAUGUCACUUGGUCUUCCCGUAGCAGCAACAGUGAACUGUGCAGACAACACAGGAGCUAAGAACCUUUACAUCAUUUCGGUUAAAGGAAUCAAAGGUCGUCUCAAUCGGUUACCUUCUGCUUGCGUUGGUGAUAUGGUUAUGGCCACAGUCAAGAAAGGUAAACCAGAUCUUAGGAAAAAGGUUCUUCCUGCUGUGAUUGUUAGGCAGCGCAAGCCUUGGCGCCGAAAGGACGGUGUUUUCAUGUACUUUGAAGAUAAUGCGGGAGUGAUUGUGAAUCCUAAGGGAGAAAUGAAAGGUUCUGCGAUUACUGGACCGAUUGGGAAAGAGUGUGCGGACCUCUGGCCAAGGAUUGCAAGUGCUGCUAACGCCAUCGUCUAAUCACUUUGCUGGUUAUCUUCUUCAACAAAACUCAACGUAUUUUGAAAACGAAUCUUUAUGUUUUGGUUGUUUUGAAGUAGAGAGACGAGAAUCUUUUGUGUGCUUUUAGACAUGGUUUGUAAGAGAUUCUGUUAGUUUUUUCAUGUUUCUGGUUUACAUGAAACGCUUCAUCUUUUGAUGUAAGUUAAAGAAAGCUCAGUCUACAUUGAUUACAAUGGGGUUGAAGUUUUAAA